ACAAACAAUAAUAUCUCUAGCUCUUCUAAGUAAAAGAAUGGCAAUGAAUGGUUUGUCCAAGAUGGCUGCAGCCGCCGCAACAGCUCUUCUCCUAGUCCUGACCAUUGUCCCGGCCGCAGUAGCUGUGACUUACACGGUGGGAGACGCUCAACAAUGGGCCAGUGGUGUGGACUACACAGUUUGGGUUGCCGGAAAGACUUCAGGUCGAACUUACAGGGUGGGAGACGCUAAUCAAUGGGCCAGUGGCGUGGACUACACAGAUUGGGCUGCGGGAAAGACUUUCAGGGUUGGUGAUACUCUAGGUGGCAUGAAGCUAGCCAUUACGGUCGUAGCCUCCUCUUCCUCUCCUCUCACCCCAGAAUCGCCGCCGCCUUCAGAUUUUGUCGCUCCUCCUCCCACCACAGGAGAUGACUCGCCGCCGUCUGAUGGAAUAUACGAAGCCGAUUCAGGGUCAACCACACCACCCCCACCGCCAUCAAAUGAUGCAUCAAGCGGACUAAUAAGCUACGUGGUGGUCGGGAUGCCGUUGGUGUUGGCUUGCAAGUUGCAAUGUAUGGAUAAUGAAUUAAGGGUUAGAGCCACCUUUUGCUUUUGCUCUAAAGAGAAUUGGUGUGUGAGCCACUCAGCCAUUCGUAUUCGACAUGAUUAUUGUGUGAAUUAAUUGAAUUUAACAGAUUAGUGACAGCUAAUCAGCUUUCUGAUAAUAUAUCAAAUUAUCUAUCAAUUAGGCAGAGUGUAAGAAGAAUCUAGACUAUAAGCGUGUUGAUUGUAGAUCUAAUAAUUUUGUUGCUAUCGAAUAAUUCGUGACUGCUUGU
This is a messenger RNA of Arabidopsis arenosa, 815 nucleotides long. The record is from the annotation of a GenBank genome assembly. Lineage: Eukaryota; Viridiplantae; Streptophyta; Magnoliopsida; Brassicales; Brassicaceae.